This is a messenger RNA of Ananas comosus (pineapple), 703 nucleotides long. RefSeq lists its product as uncharacterized. The transcript is spliced from 4 exons. The coding region runs from base 128 to 382 and encodes 84 amino acids. Lineage: Eukaryota; Viridiplantae; Streptophyta; Magnoliopsida; Poales; Bromeliaceae. The record is from RefSeq and is a predicted model, not a curated record.
AAUUAAUAAAUAAUAAAAUAAUAGUUCAGUUCCUUUGGGGAAAAAAGGGAAAAAAAAGAAAAAACCCUCACCCGUUGCUUCCAGAUUCAUCGAUUUCAUCUCGUCGCCUCCUCCUCUCCACGCAUCAAUGGUGUGUUUAGCGUGCUUGUUGCCCCUCUUCCUCAUCCCGGUGAUCAACGCGUUGCCGCUGCUUUUCUAUUUCAUCCUCGGUAAAAUAUAUCGGCUAUUUGGGUGGGAAUACAGGAAACCUGAAAGGGUGCCGCCUACUUGUCCCUACAAGCCUGCGGCACAGAAGAAUAUUGAAGGAAUGGAUGAAGCAAAAGCAAAGACGACGCCGCAGUCCGAUGGAGCUACUGCAGAGGGAGACAAAAAAGAAAAAUGAAGCAAUUACAUGUAAUACAGCUUUGUUCUGGUGAUUUGUCAAUGAUUGUGUUAUGCUGAAAAACCGAAAAGCUAGAAGAUAUUAAAAGGGGAGUUUGUGUGAACCCAAAAUUACUCGUCAAAUUAUUGACAUGUUAGAAGAACUGAUCUGGCCCUUUAUAUGUAAUGGUGUGCCUUAUCCCUUAAUCCACACUUUCCUGAGAGUUUGGUUUUAGUUAACCUGUGGCUGGAAUAAGCUGAUCUUAGUUUCUGAUUCAAGACUUGUUACAGUGCUCCAUGUGUUCUAUAUUGUGCAUUUGGAUUUUAUCUUUGAAGAGUCUAA